This is a messenger RNA of Trifolium pratense (red clover), 1494 nucleotides long. Its product is annotated as F-box/FBD/LRR-repeat protein At1g13570-like. Bases 1 to 1494 code for a protein of 497 amino acids. Lineage: Eukaryota; Viridiplantae; Streptophyta; Magnoliopsida; Fabales; Fabaceae. The transcript is spliced from 3 exons. Gene Ontology annotation, molecular function: protein binding. The record is from RefSeq and is a predicted model, not a curated record.
AUGGAUGAUCUCAUUAGUGAAUUGCCCGACUACAUCUUGUCGGAUAUCCUGACAAUGUUAUCCAUGAAAGAUUCGUUGAAAACCAGUGUACUGUCUAAAAGGUGGUGCAAGCUUUGGUCUCUAAGGAGAAAUCUCUACUUUGAUAUAUUCAAUGUGAUUGGAAGCAGUGAGGAGGAACUACUACAAAAAGGAUAUCUAGUUGACGUCCUUGAUACUUCUUUCUCUGGUGUCACUACUAUGGAGAGACAUAUCAAUCCGGAUAUGAGUAAGGAUGAAUUUGUAAAACGAGUAAAUCAAUUUGUCAUGAAUUUUCAGGGCACAGUUAUGGAAUCUUUUUCAGUGAACUUUCAUUUAGAUCACGAACAAAGUAGUACUAUUGAUCAAUGGAUAAGUUUCGCAAUUGCAAGGGGAGUUGGAAGAAUUGAUCUACUCCUUAUAGGAAGGCCUUAUAAUGCACCACCUACAGGUCGAGGCAAUCCUUGUACAUUUGACUUUGGCAUAAUUUCGAAGUCUAAUACUUCAACUCUAAACCACCUGCGUCUUGAAAAUUGUCUCGUUUUCCAUCCAACCAAUUGUGACUUUACUCCAUUAAAAAAUUUGAGAUCUCUAUCACUUGAAAGAUCAAAACUGGAUGAAACUUUCAUUGAAAGCCUAUUAGUUAAUUGUCCACGACUUGAAGAGCUUUGCCUAAUUUCCUGUGUGUUCAAAUCAUCAAUGCCGGAGAUAGUAAGUUCGUCUUUAUGUCAUCUCAAGGUUAUAGGGUGCUAUUUUGUAUCCAAAUGUUACCACCAGGUGACUGUAAACUUGGUUUUACUAGAUUGCCUUAAACUCACUUCAUUGGAGCUAGAUUGCCUUCAACUCACUUCAUCGGAGGACGGUUUCGUUACCUUGAACUUUAAUACACCUAUGCUGAAGAGUAUUGAAUUCUCCAUUCCAUCCAAUCAAGUGCUUAAUACAUAUGUUGCUCUCUGUACAAUUUUUUUUCCUGAACUUGAGAUUCUGCGUUUGACCACAUUUUCUAUGGUCACAACUUCUCCGAAAAUUACUCAACCAAUCAAACAUCUUAAACAGUUACACCUCUUUAUUUUCGUGGACUCGUACAUCUUAGAUGACAUGGAGUAUGAUCCUUUGUGGUUUCUAAACAUCCUUCAAGCUUGUCCUCUUCUGCAGAAACUUUCAAUUAUGUUUACGGAUCUAGAGUUCUUUGAAAAUCAGAAAGAUGUUAUGAGGGAUGUUGAAACAUUCUCUCAUGAUGAAGUAAAAGUUAUUGAAUUGGGAGGUUGUGUUGGUAAUUGGUUUGAAAUUGAGUUUGUUUUGAAUGUUCUAAAAUAUGCUCAUAAACUUGAGCAUAUAGUUGUGAGUCCCUAUUGGAGAGACGAUGACUCGUCGGAUUGGAAUUCUAAUCCUGUGUGGUUUCAAAGUGGCCGUAAAAGGAUGAGUGAAAAGCUCCAAAUUGAAGAAGUAGUAGGACGAAAAAAACUUGUGCUCAUAUAA